Molecule: messenger RNA, 306 nt
Organism: Haemonchus placei
Lineage: Eukaryota; Metazoa; Nematoda; Chromadorea; Rhabditida; Trichostrongylidae
Source: the annotation of a GenBank genome assembly
CUAGUCGACGUCAAUUUCCUCAAACAACAAUAACGUCAUUUCACGCAUUCGUCGUUUCGCUUCAGCCUCAGGCAUCUCACGAAGGGUCGUAGAGACGAAUGCCGCGUAUUUGUCAAAUUUAUCCCCAGGCGCCUUCGUACUCGACAUUUGAGUUGGGUAAUUUGUAUUGUUUUUACCAACUUUCAAAGCUUCAAGAGUAACCAUCUUGUCCCGUUGCUUGAGUGUGCAGGCAUUUGAAAAAGCUUCACCUCGAGAAUAAGGUGUUUGACGUUGGUAGAGUCUAGGAGUGUUAUCUGGUUCCUCUGA